AUGCUCACUGAAUAUGAUCCACAUCAUGGUCAGAAUGACCAUCAACAGCAGCAACAACAACGUUCAACAAUGCUUGAACGUGGUCGAGCUGUAAAAUUAAUGAGAAAUGGAGAUUUAUAUUUUCCUGGACGUUCAUUCGUUAUAAAUCAACGCAAAUAUCCAAUGCUUGAAGUUUUGUUAGAUGAUGCAUCACAAGCAUUACGGGCCAAUUUUGGUGCAGUAAGAUGUAUUUAUACACCUAAGAAUGGUACCCGAUUACAUGAUAUAUCUGAGUUAGAAGAUCAUCGAACUUACGUUGCAUCUGGAGGUGAAAAAUUUAAAAAACUUCAUUAUCUUGAUAUUGCAGAAGGUAAACGCGUUCAAAGUAAAGAUCGAAUGCAACCUAAAUUACCACCUGUUCGACGUCUUGACGUUGAAGGGCGAGCAUUAAAAUUAUCUCGAUCAGAAAAUGUUAUUAUUUAUGUCUAUCGAAAUGGUGAUCCUUUAACAUUACCAGCAAAAAUUCUUUUGGUUAAAACAACAUUACAAAAUUGGGAAUCCGUUCUUGAUGAAAUUACUAGAAAAAUAUCACCUACAAAUUCGGCUGUAUUAAAAUUAUAUGCAAUGAAUGGAGAAUUAGUAACAUCAUCUCAACAACUUGAAUUCAAUGGAAUGUAUGUUGCAGCAGGAAAAGAACGUUUUAAACGUAUUGAAUAUCCCGAUCCAAAAUCCUUCAGUCCAAAUUCAUCACCAAAAAUGUCAAGAAAAUCUGAUCGUGCUCGAAUGAGAUUACCUGCCCGACAAAGGAGAGUAGAAGAUUAUAAUGAUGAUCAUCCAUCAACGCACAUGCUUCAUUCCAUACAAGACAGAUAUACGAAAUCGGAUGGAACAAAUACACAUACGACAACAGCAAAUUCGCAUGGAAGUAUUGAACAUGCUGGACAUCGGCGCCCUGUUCGAGAAGAAUAUGACUUUUUCAAUAACAAACCACAACAACAUCGACGUGGUCCAACUAAAGAAACAGAUCUUGAUCGAGAUGAUGGAGGUAUUUAUAAAGGUCGUUUAAAUCAUCGAGAACAUGUACGUGAAAUCGAUGAAACACGUGAUACAAAAGUUGAUUUGCCAGUAGAUUAUCGAGAAGUUGAAACUGUUGAAGAAGAAAGUUUGUAUGGCAAUACAGGAAAAACACCUCGUCGUCUUCAUCAACCACCAAGCCAACCAAAGACCAAUCAAGCUUUUGCCGAUUCGCCUCAACGUUCACCACCAGUACGAUCAGUAAAAACUCCACCAAAGAAUUAUGAUGAUGAUGAUAAAAAUAACGAUAGAUUUGGAAUGAAUAACGGCUAUCAACAUAAGAAUGAUCAUAAUAAUAAUACAAAUAACAAAGGUUUUGAUGAAGAUUAUCAGCGUCGUACGCCCCCAGCACCAACACAUGUAGAUGAUGAAAUAAAUGAUGAUCGAGACGAACAACAAAUACCUCAUUCAACUCGUCAGAAACAGAUUUCUUCACCAAGUACACAGGUAUGGUUACGUGUGAACUGA
Messenger RNA from Rotaria sp. Silwood2, 1521 nucleotides. Lineage: Eukaryota; Metazoa; Rotifera; Eurotatoria; Philodinida; Philodinidae. The record is from the annotation of a GenBank genome assembly.